Trichosporon asahii var. asahii CBS 2479 is the source of this 2118-nucleotide messenger RNA. RefSeq lists its product as uncharacterized. NCBI's taxonomy places the organism in Eukaryota, Fungi, Basidiomycota, Tremellomycetes, Trichosporonales, Trichosporonaceae. Gene Ontology annotation, molecular function: ATP binding; protein serine/threonine kinase activity. The record is from RefSeq and is a predicted model, not a curated record. The coding region runs from base 1 to 2118 and encodes 705 amino acids. Gene Ontology annotation, cellular component: cytoplasm. The transcript has 3 exons. Gene Ontology annotation, biological process: protein phosphorylation.
AUGGCCGCAGGCAAGCCAGAGUCUGCGUCACCCGUUCAUGUUUUCUCCACCACGCCGCCGUCGCCGCACACUAUGCCCAUGGAGCCUAUGGCGCACGACGAGCACGAGCCGACAUCGAGCGGAAGCUCCAUCGACGCAAGCGUCGGCACACCGGCAUGCAUGUCGCCCAGAUCGCCCAUGUACUCGUCCAAUGACGGGUUCCUCGACGCCUCCGCCGCCAUCACCCUCGGCCCCGCCGUGCCUCCCCUCCCCUCCGUCGUCACCAGUGGAAUACCGCCGCGCGAUGGAGCCGACUCGACCCCCUCGCCAGUGGGCAGCAAGACAUCGUCCUUCUUCGCAACGAGCCAGUGUGACACCCCUCCCCCAGCUCCCCGACUAGCGCCCGCAGCACCCUCCCCAUUAUCACUGUCACGCGCGUCGUCGCUGCGCGCGCGGGCGCUUCCCAACCUCCCGUCCCCAACACAGGAGUACGACCAUGUGGAGACCCCAGCCGAACUCUCGCAGUUGGCGCCUUUGCACCAGUCGCCGAGUCUCGCACCGACAUGGGUCCCGCCUCGCCCCCCGCACGCAGACCACAUCGAGAUGCGUCUGUUCCCGGACGCGGAGCACCUCCUCGGCGAAGGCCGCCAAGCGAUUGGCAGCCGAUCGCGAGAGUCAGACGAUGGGCCUCCGGGAGGCAUUCUUCCUGAACCGUCUGAGCGGCCCGCCGACUCGCUGACCCGCCGCUCGAACAAGGGGCGCGUGUUCAUCGUCAAGCUCAUCGCAGUCAAGGAGGACGAAGAGGACGCCAAUGUCCCGAUCAUGCCGCCCUCGCCGACGCCCGUCCGGAAACGCAGCAGCACGAUCUAUGCUGGCGGCCGCGAAGGACCAGAGCACACCAUGGGCCACGCGCACUCCCCAAGCCUCCCCGGCGCCCUCGAGCUCGAGAAGCCGCCGAGCCCCCGCCGCCUCGUCCUGCUGCUCGAGCACGUGCCGCUCGGCUCUGUCGACCGCAUGCUGCGUACCGAGCCCGGCCUCGUCGGCGAGCGUCUCUGGGGCCGCUGGGCGCGCGAGGCGGCCGAGGCGCUGGAAUGGGUCCACAGCCGCGGCGUCGUGCAUGCCGACAUCAAGCCGAGCAACAUUCUCCUAACGUAUCAGCUGACGAGCGAUCUGCACCUGCGCUUGUCUGACUUCGGAUCGUCACUGCUGAUCCACCCCUCGUCCCCGCCCACCGACGGCGUCGGGCUCGGCACAUUGCCCUUCAGCGCGCCCGAACUCGUCGACCCAAACGCGAGCUUCUCCUUCCCGAUCGACGUCUUCGCCCUCGGCGCGUCCCUUUACCAGAUGAUCACGGGGCGGGAGCCGUACCGCGGCUCGCGCCCUGUCGAGAUGAUGCACCACGUGCGCAAUGGCAUCCUCUGGGACUGGGAGGAGCGGCAGCGUCUGAAGCGCGUGGGCGAGCACUCAGCGAGCUCGUCGCCCUAUCCCUCCGGUCCCUCCUGGCGCGCCGAGCCCGUGCCCGCCGUCGAGAUCCGGAGGGCCAUCAGCCUGCGCGCGCCGGGGGGCACGCCGUCGCCGCACAAGCGCUUCCCGUCUGCAGACCACACGUUCGGCAGCGGGGGCAGUCUCUCGGCCGAGUCCCUCUCUAGCUCCCCCGGGGGCAUCAAGUCGUGGGCGGCGUGGGCGAAUGGCGCGCGGCAAGACGCAGUCGACAAGCUCCUCGACGACAAGGGCGAGAAGGGCUUCAGCCCCCUGCGUCGCCGGGCCGGGAACGAAAUCGCGCGCAACGCGUCUAUCCGUAGCGCACGCUCUGUCCUCAGCAAUCAGAGGAGCAGUCCCGAGUCCUCGCCCGAGAGCACGAGUCGGCGCCGCGCCCCCGUGCAGACUGAGCGGCCCAGCUCCGCCGCAGCCCUCAGAGCGAUCACGGACCUGGCGCUCGACGGUGAGGACCGGCGCAAGGACAGCUACGACGACAGGGCGUACGCUGACGGCGCCCCCGCUAUGCACUUCCUUGGCGGGGGACGUGUGCCCGAUGACGUGAGGGAUGUGCUCCGCGCCAUGCUGGACCCGAAUGCGGCAGAGAGGCCCAGUGUCGGUGACGUGCUCGCAGCAUGGGAUGAACUGAAGGUGGGCGUGUAG